UGUCCCAAGGUAAAGGUCUGGUUCCAGAACCGACGCACCAAGCAGAAGAAAGAUCAGAGCAGAGACCUGGAGAAGCGGGCAUCCUCCUCGGCCUCUGAGGCCUUCGCCACCUCCAAUAUUCUGCGACUUCUGGAACAAGGCCGACUGCUCCCUGUGCCCAGGGCCCCCAGCCUCCUGACACUGACCCCUGGCCUGCCAAGCCUACCGGCUGGCCACAAGAGCACCUCCUUGGGUGACCCCAGGAACUCUUCCCCACGUGUCAACCCGCUGCCCUCAGCCUCGGCGUCCCCUCCAGUGCCACCCCCUCUACCAGCCAUCUGCUUUUCCAUGGCCCCACUGCUGGACCUGCCUGCCAGCUAUGAACUGGGUUCCUCAGCCUUUGCGCCCUAUAGCCGGCUAGAACGGAAAGUAGGCAGCCCUGGCCGGAGCAACAAAAAAGCUAACACUUAA
Messenger RNA from Castor canadensis (American beaver), 450 nucleotides. NCBI's taxonomy places the organism in Eukaryota, Metazoa, Chordata, Mammalia, Rodentia, Castoridae. The record is from RefSeq and is a predicted model, not a curated record.